AUGCGAGAAAAUUUGCUAUUAAAGGAAAAGGAGAAAGAAGUUGUUGGACAACCGAGUUGUAAUUUAUUCAAAAUUUCAGAUUUUGCGACCUGGAACGAUGGCUAUGCUGGUACGUCGCGCCAUCAUUCAGAAGAUAAUGAUAUUCCAGAAAUCGUUAAUCAAUUAACAUUAGCGCGUCGGUAUCGAGUAAUCAAUAUAGUUGGUGAGGGCGCUUUUUCAAAGACAGUAUGCGCUGAGGACAUAUAUCGCAAUAGGAGUUUAGUAGCCAUUAAGAUCAUGAUUUCCAAAUAUAACCGCGUUGGAUUUGAGGAAUGUAAAAAACUACGUUAUUUAAAUUUGCAUGAUGUUUAUGGAAACUCUCAUAUUAGCAAACUACUGAAUACGUUCUUCUUUGACAAACAUUUUUGCUUGGUAUUUGAAUAUUAUCGAGGUGGUGUGCCAAAAAUUUCAUAUAUGGUUAAUGAACAACUCCGAUUGCAAAUUAUUAGAAAGAUAGCUUGUCAGUUUUUAAUCGCUUUAAUUUAUAUUAAACAUAUGGCUGUAAUACACGGUGAUUUGAAGUUGGAAAACAUUCUUUUUGUCACAGAGAAUUCUCAUAAUUUAAGGAUAAUUGACUUUGGUAACGCAAUAGGUCUGGAUGAUGUAAAAUAUUAUAUGGAAAGUUUUGAAAUUCAAAGUCUUUUAUACAGAGCUCCGGAGGUUUUACUGGGCCUUCCUUUUGGUUAUGAAAUCGAUAUGUGGUCAUUCGGAUGUAUCAUAUGUGAAAUUUGGAUUGGUUGCCCUAUUUUUCAAAGUGAUACAAAAAUUGGGAUUAUCAAAGAAAUGGAACAAUUAAAUGCAAAAAAUUUUGCUUGGUAUUCGACCCGAAUUGAUAAUGGAUUGAAAGAUUGGCCAACAGGAUCGAAUGAGAAUACGUUACAGUCGAUUCGAAUUAGAAAGUUAUCAAAAACUUUAAAUACUAAUGAUAUGGAUUUUAUUAAAUUUAUUGAUGAAAUUUCCAACUAUAACUCUUCCAAAAGACUUACUCCAACAGAAGCUUUGUGUCAUAGAUUUUUUGCACCAUUAUUUCCAUUCGGACUAUUUUACACGAAUCAUGCGAUUGAUUCUUUAUUGAAAACUUCAAUGCGUUAA
This is a messenger RNA of Funneliformis geosporum, 1131 nucleotides long. NCBI's taxonomy places the organism in Eukaryota, Fungi, Glomeromycota, Glomeromycetes, Glomerales, Glomeraceae. The record is from the annotation of a GenBank genome assembly.